ACUCGAGUCUUGUGACUGGCCUCAUACAGCAGGGAGCUGAGCGCAGGAUAGUUUGGGAGCUGGUUGUGGCGGGGGGUGGGGGGCUUUACAGACCCGGCGGACACUGAGCGCUGAGAAGACAGCCUUCUACUGGUGGACACGGGCAGUGUGGUCUUCAAUAUCCCCCCCAGACUGUGUCAAACUUGGGUCCGGCGGCAGCCUUGACAGGGAGCAGCUUUCACUUUCACCGGCAGUCUCAUUCCUGGUGUAGGGGGGGAUCAGCCCUCAUUGGGAGACACCAUGGACAGCAAGCCCCUGCUUCAGGACCGACCACCAGCCUACAGCCCGCCCGUGCAGGGGGUCUACGACCACGGGCAGCAGAAUUAUGGGACGAUUCCCGGGGCACCCAUGGCAGGAGCCCCAACAGUGUACCCACCUGUAUACCCUCAGAGCUCUGGAACAGGAUAUAUUUCUCCGCCGCAACAAACUUACCCCACCAGUUAUACCAUAAUUCAGCAACCCGCAACAACUACAACAUCUGUUGUGGUAGUCGGAGGGUGCCCUGCCUGCAGGGUUGGUGUUCUGGAAGAAUCAUUUACCUGUCUGGGUUUAUUAUGUGCCAUUUUCUUUUUCCCAAUUGGGAUCCUCUUCUGCCUUGUGUUAAGGCAGCGAAGAUGCCCUAACUGCGGAGCAACGUUUGGCUAACACGAUCAACGGAAAUUGUAGCUCACAAGGGCUUUAUAUCAUAUACGUCUGUUUUCUUCUGUAAAUCUUAUUUUGUGCACAAUCUUUCUCUUUGAUUUAAAUAGCAUAUUUGUAUUGGGGUGAUUACCUUGUGUUUUUGUUUAUUUGUAUCAUUCUCGUUUUCCUGCUUUUUUUUUUUUUUUUUUUUUUGCAUGGGGUAGAAAAAAAUCUCCGUGCCAUAGAUUAAUGUGGAGGUACAGAAUGCCCACAUACUGGUGCCUUUUUUUAGACUGUACAACAAAUCCUGUCUGUCCUCUGUGUUUUAUAAAAUGGAGAACAAAUUCAGUUUCAUUUACUUGUUAUUUGUGUGUUUUGUCCAAUAUGUUUCACUUUCUAUUAUGUCUCUUAAAAAUAAAACCAUAAAAUAAGCA
This is a messenger RNA of Pelobates fuscus (common spadefoot toad), 1094 nucleotides long. RefSeq names its product brain protein I3 (gene BRI3). The transcript is spliced from 3 exons. The record is from RefSeq and is a predicted model, not a curated record. NCBI's taxonomy places the organism in Eukaryota, Metazoa, Chordata, Amphibia, Anura, Pelobatidae. Bases 280 to 684 code for a protein of 134 amino acids.